Molecule: messenger RNA, 3067 nt
Organism: Eriocheir sinensis (Chinese mitten crab)
Lineage: Eukaryota; Metazoa; Arthropoda; Malacostraca; Decapoda; Varunidae
Exons: 6
Coding region: 409-909 (166 amino acids)
Source: RefSeq, a predicted model, not a curated record
UGAUGUUAAUGUAAAACGCAGUGGGUCUAUCACAAUAAUUAAUGUAUUACUGUUCUGAUCAUGAAUGGAAUGUCUAGAUAUCAUCAGAAGUUCAGAACUAUGUAUUGCCCUGGAUUCAACCGGAAUGAGGUAAUAUGACGUGACUUAUGUAUAUAAAUAUAAACUAUUUAAUGGGUGAAUUAUUAUGGUGUGGUCAGAAUGAUAUACACCUUGAAUGGAGCAAAAAAAGACGUGUUUUAAUCUCAUUUUUAGUAAGUCUAUACGUAACAGGUACAAAGGAGAUAUAUGAAUACCCGUAACCAUGAAAAGAGUUAAAAACUAACAGUGGAGUAUACGAAAACUGUGGGAACGGCGUUAGAACAGCGAUGAAAAAGUGUGGGCCAAGGUAACGCGAAGCGAAUCGGAGUGAUGACUGACCCGCAGACAGACUGGCUGGCGUGCGGGGCGCGCCGCACAAGGGCCCAGCGGGUGGCCGAGGUGGUUGCGGCACGGGAGGAGGAGCAUCGCCAGCAGCUUAACCUCCGCCGGUGCAGCUCACCCCUUUCUCACUGUCCUCAUUACCGCUGCCGUCUCUCUCCUUUCCUUUGUGGGCUGCGGGAGAUGCUGGAGGAGGAGGAGGCCAGACAUCGGAGGGAACUUCACCAACGCUUUGUCCAGAUCUACGAACAUCAGCGUGUGGCGAGGAUGGAGGCGGCAGAGAGGGAGAAGAAUACGCAGGAGGAGGAACGGAGAAGACAGGUGAGGCUGGCGGAUGAGCAGCGCAGGAGGGAGCACUGCCAUGUUUACAGAGAGGAGUACUCGAGGCAGCUCCAGCAGUACCUCAACGAAACUCGGCCCUUGGAGAUACAGCUGAGGAACCACUUGAGGGAGAGGUACGGACCACCGCCCCCGCCUGGCCACAGACUCUAACCCACCACCAUUAACUGCAAGGAGUCUGGAGUCUUUGAUUUACUCCACCCCCUGUAAGAAGAACCCUACGGUGGUGUAACUUUUUUUUUUUGGGGGGGGGGUGAGGCAAGGGGAGGUGUGUCCUCCACCUAGGAACAAAAUAAAAUACAUGACCAAUCAUUGGCUUCUUUAUUACUUUAAAAACCAGUUUAAGAAACAAUGAGUUGCCACUUUCUUUUAAUAUACACACAUAAUUUAUUCACACGAAAAAAAGGAAAAAUUUUUCUGCUUCAAGGUGUGGAUGGUAACAUGCUUUGGAGCAUUAUACAUGAGGUGAUGCAUUGAUGAGUAUGAUAACAUUAAGCCUCUAUCUGAGAGUCUUGUUGGUGAAAUGAUUCAUAACUUUGAUGCAGAUCAACAGAAGGCGCCAAAAUGUAACACAUACAUUGGGAAUAACAUACAAAACAAUAGUCGUUUGCCACCUUUCCUGAAGCGCUGCUGAGCCCCUGCAUGUAGACUGUCGGCGAGCAGGCGCGCAUGCAUUCAAUAAACAAUAAUGAUUUGAAAAGAACACAUGGGAAACAAAUCUAUUAAUUCAAACGUAGUCAACCACUCUUAGCACUCGGUUAGGUGUUCCCUCCGUCAAAAGCAUAAACAAAGGCUUCUCGAUGUUUUUGUGGAUCGUAUGAGACAUGAGAACAUUGGAUAUCCCAUUCAUAAAAAAACACCACGUAGCUCUCUUUACGUUAUACCACAAGAAGCGUCACAAAAAAUAUUUAUUUCCAUAGCGUAUUCCCCAAAUUUGGCAUAUUCUAGUUACCAACAGAGGAGAAAGUUAUUCAAAUGGGUGGGGAUUGUCGUAUGUGUCCAUUACGCUACGUUCUGGUCGGGGAACUGGUUUUGUAAAGCCUCCGCCUUAUGCUUAUUGCGGAAGAGACAACUUGGAGGCCACCAAGCUCGCCGCCAGCUUGCCGAGGCUGCAUAAUGGCAGCAGUAACGAAUGGCAAACACAGUGGUUGUGUAAGCAGGACUACAUCCAUUUCGACUUAUCUUGUUACAUCAUUAACUAACACUAUUGUUUCAUGGCUUAGGCAUUUUGAUCAUUACAUGCAGACAACUUGAAAAAACUCAGGUCAUCAGCGACGCCAUAAGGAAGGUGGCGGGGAUAAUGAGACUAGUUGACUGGCGGAGAAUAUAAAAUGACUAAAACCAGUGACUAACAUGACUGAAUCAAUGAUUAACCUAACUAACACCCCAGCUCGCCUGCACUGUGAUGGAGACGACUCGCUACACAGACGUCCUCCACUAACCUAACCAAGGUUCCCCAAGAGUUAGGUUAACCGAUACGCAGCAUAGGGUACCGAUCGGGGGUGGGGGUGGGGGGGGGGGGUGCGUAACGUCAAAAUGACGAAGCCCGCGCCCCGGAUGAAGCUCCCCCCGGCCGAGGCCGGGGGCGGAGCUUGAGGCUGAGGAGGCAGGAGUAGAGGGGAGGGAGGGGGGUGAAGAGAGGUGACGACAUGAAAUAUAUAAUGGCAGAGCUUGAGGCUGAGGAGGCAAGAGUAGAGGGGAGGGAGGGGGUGAAGAGAGGUGACGACAUGAAAUAUAUAAUGGCAGAGCUUGAGGCUGAGGAGGCAGGAGUAGAGGGGAAGGUGGGGGGUGAAGAGAGGGCACGGCAUGAGCUCACGGGCUGAGAUGAAAAAAAUAUCAUCUAACAUUCUAGUCUUAUGUAUGUUUUAAGUACAUUAGUUUAUUUCGUAACUCAGUUUUGAACGUGCGACAGAAUAAUAAUAAAAAAAAAAAGGUUGAAAGGAGGGUGGGAUUAGAGUGUGGAGGCGCUAGCAUGGUGCUGUGCUUGCUCGCGGGCCCAGGCGCGGCCCGCCAGAUCUUGCGCGCGCCUGACUGAGCCGUGCCGAGCCCGGUGUGGUCAUGAGACGUCCGGCUAUAAUAAGACAUCCUAUCCUGAUCUGCGCAUGUGCAGAAACCAAUGUUUACAAACAAAGAGUAUUGAUAUCGUCGUUUGUCCCAGGCAAGAUGGCGGCAAGACACCAUGGCAGCUUUUUUGACAUACAAGGGGUGUAGGUUGUCUCAUUUAUCACAUUUACUGACAUACAAGGGGUGUAGGUUACCUCAUUUAUCACAUUUACUGACAUACAAGGGGUGUAGGUUACCUCAUUUAUCA